AAUGGUCAAAAGGCUUGAAUAUGUACUUUAACUGUUUUUUGUUUCAUGUUUUUGUUAAAGCUCAAUUUAACUUUAACUGUUAACCCAACCAACCAAUCCUCAUCAUAAUCAUUGGUAUUGAAUGUCUAGUUAACAGUGUUUUCACCAUCAUCAUGAUCAUCAUUUAGUGCUGUUUCUUCUCACCUCUUUACACCAAUUUUCCCUCUUCUUUUGUCUUUCUUUGCCUUUCCUCUUUCGUCUUUCAUCUUUCAUCUUCUGCUUUACUUUUGGUUUUAUGCUGAUGAAAAAUGACCAAAGAACCAUAAAUCUCGACUCAAUGGGUUUUAUAUACCAAUUUAACUAUGGUUAACACCAAGAAAAAACAACAUUUUAAACACACAAAUGUUGGAAGUAAAGUGAAAAAAGAUUUUGAAUCUUUACCAUCAUCAUUAUCAUCACAACACCAGUAUCGUUGAUCCAUUCACUGGCAUCUUCAACAUGAUAUAUUUACCGAACCCAGAGUUAUACUCAAGAUGAUCAUUCAAACAAGAAAAUGUUCCCUGUUAUCUCCUAAUUCCCGAUUUGAACACAUUUUUACUCUCGCUUUUUGUUGUUCCUUUACUCACUCAUUUUUGCUAUUCAAGUAUUGGUUUACUUGUAAGGUUGGAAAGAGGAUGAUGGCGAAAAGUUGGAGGAUAAAGGAGGAGGAGGUGGUGGUGGUGAUGGUGGUGUUGCUGCUGGAGAAUGGAGAAAGCAGUGGAAAAAAAUGAAUGGAGGAUGAAAAUGUAGAGGAAAAUAAUGCUCCAUAACAUUGGUUUAGUAGCCCUUGAAAUCCCAACUUGAAAUCUGGAUUGUUUGAUUGAUGGUAUUGAUUCUCGAGUGUAUUCUCAUUUUCUUCACCAUCUUCUUUCCCUGUGCCUUAACAAUCUUCUCUCUUCUGAUGAUAAUUCCUCAUGUAAUCGGUAAUCCUGUUGAUGAUGUUCAUCUUUCCCUUUCUCCAUUUUUUAGCUCUUCUGUUGCAGUUAACACUCAUUUUACUUGAUGUAACAUAUUUCAAAAAGUUUGGCUGCUUUUGGAGCAAUACAUUUAAACUGACAAAGUUAAGAUGAUUAACUUUAACAUUAACCAAGAAGGAUAACUGCAACAACAUUACCAUUAACCUUACCGAUUUACCUUUCACUCUCUCUCUCUCAGCCUAAAUUGUGAUUUCCCGUUUUAAUUAUUAACUCUAAUUAUCCUCAUGAAGUUGACUUAUUUAAUAGCAUUUGCUGGUAUUAAUCCUUGAAUCUUCCUCCUCUGUUAAAUAAUCAACUAUCAUCAUUAAAAUCAUUUCAUUUUCUCUCUCACAUUCGCAUCUGCAUAUAAGUUAAAGGGAAACUUGUUCCGAACCAUUUUUACCUUUGAACCUCCUUCACCUCUUUCAUUGUUAAUGCCUCUAAAUGGAGCUAUUAUCAGCUAAUUAGCUUGAUGAGAAUAAGUUAAGUGAUUUAACUUUACAACUUGAACAACAACAACAACAUGAACAAUUCCCUAUCGCGCUCAAGUUGAUUGAUAAAAAGGUUUGAUCACCAUUUAGACACAAUCCAGAGUGUUCACAAUUGCUUAGAGUAUGUCAAUCAAAACAACACGCAACAAUUAAUUUGGAUGAUUAGUUUAUAAUAAAAGGGAAAAGGUGAAAAUUUAGGUAAAAAUUGAAAGAGUAAAAUGAGCUAUUUUUAAGGUUAAUUUCUGUGUAAAAAAACCAUUUGGUUCAACGGUUUUAUUUUUACAGAUUUAAUUUGCGCUCCAAAUUUAAUUAUCCUCUUGAGAUGUAGAGGGAAACAAUCAGAUUGGUUGAGUUGCUUUUUAAGAGGGAAAAAGGUUUUACCAUAGCAAAUAGCUUCUUCACCUUAUGACUUGUAUUUGCUUUAUACUUUUGUUUAUGUCUCGAAAUUUGUUUUAUAUUUUUAAUACAGAAAUUUAAUUUGUCUCUUUUUUUACAAUUAACAAAUCGUCAAGAUUGUAAAUGUGUGUUUAAACAAUGUUGCAAAUGUCUGAAUUAUAAAUUGGCUGGCAAGUUGGAAGCAAACAGCGAUGAUUUUUCCGUUUCUUUCAUUUUAAAUCAUCUUUUACUUUGUCGACUCAUUAAUUGUCUUUUGCCUGUUGUGAUGUUGAUAUUAAGUGUUCAUCAUGAAGCAAACAAUUACUCGAGCCAAGUUCAUCUUAACCAUUCCUCUGUUCAUCAUCACCGGAGGCUGCUGCUUAUCUCUCUUUUUACACCAUAGUUGUGUCACCUUUUGAAAAAUGGAAAAAAAUUACAUCAAAAUGAAAUGGUUCAUAAGAUGAUUCGCUCCAAAUAGUCCGCUAUCAUCAUUACCUUAUGCUGCUUCCAUAAUCUUCAUGAGUCUUUUGUUUUCCUUAGCCUAAACUUUUCUAUGGAAAAUUAUUCAAUGUUAGACAAAUUCAGGUUCAUUUACCCAGAACCUUUGCUCAUCAGAUUUACAAGCAAUUUCAAUAAUAUCAUCUUAAAGUUGAUUUAACAAAGAUCUUUUCAUCUUCAUUAUCAUUUAUUGGUAUUAAUUUUCUGGACUCUUUUGGUUUGAUUUUGAAUACAUUGUUGAUUUUAAUGAGGUUAUUGGAUGAUUAAGAAUGAAAAUGUCAGUUGUAACCAAGGGUAAUGGAAAGACAUGCAAAAAGCAGAUUAUUUAGUUUGAUUUCGGAUUACAGUUGAACCUUUUUCUUCUGAUGGUGUUUCAUCAUUGAUCUAUCAUGGGAACAAAUCUGAUCUGUUACAGUAAAGAAGAAGGAAAGAAGAAAAAUCAAACUAAUCAUGUUUUUAAAUAUACCUUGAUCAGAUAUUUUCAUGUACAGAAAGCUUUGAUUGUCGACUAAAAGAACAAGGACCUGUAAAUGGAUUAUGGAUUGAUACAUUUGUGAAACCUUGUCUUCGGAAUAUUUGAAUUGUAAAUCAGAUUGUGCAACUUGGAUAAGUUUUUAUUCAUCUAAACUGGGCUGUAAAUAUAUACAUUUAACAACAAAAGAAAACGGAAAGGUUAAGCCGCUUCUUGAAUUGUAUUUGGUUAAAACAAAGUUGAACAAGAUUAUGGAGAAACCGGUAACUGUUUACUUGAUUGCACUUAAAUUUGAUAAAUUGAGAUAGCUGCCAUGGAGUUUGUGUACAUUUUAAAUUUAAUUAUUUUACUACUUGGAACCUUAAUUGUAUCAUCAUUUGAACCUGUUACUGCAAUAGCAUUAGCCAAUGGUGCAGGUGAAACGCCGACAUCUGAUAGAUUAUCAGAUAGGAAGCGAAGCCGCAAUAAUGCUGCACUUGCAGCUAUUAGUGAUCAACCCAUAAGUAAAGAAGAAAGUGGUACACCAGGUCGAACAAGAGGUGAAGCCAAAAUCAAGCAAAAAUUUGCCAUUGAACCAAUGGAUAAAUCGGCAAUCAUUGGUGACACGGUGUUGCUUCCAUGUAGAGUUUUACAUAAAGUCGGUCCUCUCCAAUGGACGCGAGAUGGUUUCGGUUUAGGUCCAGAUAGGAAAUUAGAAGGAUUCGCUCGCUAUGAGAUGAUUGGUAGUGAUGAAGAGGGCGAUUUUUCAUUACAAAUUAAAAGUGUCUCCUUGGAGGAUGACGCUACUUAUCAGUGCCAAGUAGGAGCAGCGGAUGGAGUUGGUGGUAUUCGCUCCCGAGAUGCUGCUCUAAUUGUCUUUGUUCCUCCCGAGCCUCCCAAAAUUGUUCAAGGAGAUUUCCUUCGGACAACUGCAGGAGUUACUGUAGAGUUAACCUGUGAAUCUCAUGGUGGUAAACCUGCAGCCGAGCUUACAUGGCUUGAUGGUGAUGGUAAUCCAGUUACCAGUGGAAUUACUCAUACAAAUCAAUUUUUAAGUGACGGUAAACGUGCCAAUUCAGCCUUAAAAUGGACUUUCAUCCCUGGCCGGGAACAUCAUGGUAAAGAAUUUACCUGUCGAGCUGAAAAUCCAGCUUUAAAUCAACCACAAAAAGCUCAUAUCCGGGUUGAGGUCAAGUAUAAGCCAGAGAUUCAGUUGACAUCGGAUAAAAUAUCUUACAUGGAAGGAGAUGAUGUAAGAUUGUCAUGUAAAGCACUAGCCAAUCCACCAGAUAUAAUAUUUAAAUGGUAUCGCAAUGGCGAAGUGGUAACAAGUGACUAUUCAAAUAAUCUGGUUAUACCCAGAGUAACCCGAGACAUGAAUGGUUUCCCAUUUACCUGUGAAGCCUCCAACUCAGUGGGCACCUCAAAGGAAACUUAUACCCUGAAUAUCCAUUAUGGACCAGUUUUCCGGAGUUCACUGGAAAAUGUUUACGCUGCUGUUGAAGGUGAAAAUGUGAAACUUAAAUGUGAACCUUUGGGUAAUCCUAAACCCGAGAUUAUGUGGCUUUACAAUGGGUCAAGCAAAGUUCUUAGUACCAACUCUGAGCUUGUUAUACCCUCUAUGAGUGAAGAUAAAGCAGGUCGUUAUGUUUGCCGUGCAUCCGUUCAAGGGUUUCCUGAAGUAUCAUCUUCAACCCACGUUUUUAUAAAAGGUCCACCGAAGAUUAUGAGCCCAUCAAUACAAUAUGCUGUUGAUGAUGAAACUGUUAAAGUUGAAUGCAUUGUACACUCCGUGCCAUUACAAAGUAAAGUUACCUGGAUCCACAAUUCACAGACUAUUGAUAUUGAUAAUGAUCAAGAUUUUGAGGUGAUCGAGGAAAACAAACCAUCCGAAUCAAUCACUCGAAAUGUAUUGAUAAUACAUAAAGUAAAAGAGGAAAACUUUGGCGAUUAUAACUGUUCAGUUUGGAAUGAAUAUGGACAAGAUUACAUGAUAAUCCGUCUUGAAAAGCAUAAGAGUUUUCCCAUGUUAAUCAUAGUGGCUACAAUUAUUGGUAGUAUUGUUGCUGUUGUUUCCGUUACAAUAAUUGUAAUACUUUGCAUGAAACGGAAAUCAAACUUGGAUGGUGAUGACUACCUGAGUGAUGUUAAGAAAGAGUCCAAUACUAGUAAAAUAGGAUCCAGUUUAACCAAUUCAAGUAAAACCUUGACCAAUGGGUCAACCAGUUUAACCAGUAACGGUACUUUAACCAAACAUCAUCAACAGCAACAAGGUUUAACUCAUCUUGGCCUGUCACCCUCUCAACAACAGCAACAUCUUCACAACCUUCAUCUUCACCAGUUGACACAACAAUCACAACAUGCACUUCAUCAUCAUGUUGUCGAUACCGGAUCAUCGGGUGCUGAUUCAGAUUUAAAGGUUGAAAUUCGAACAGCCUCAUCAUUAUCAGAGAGAGGUCAUUGGGAUGACCUUAAUGAACCUCCAUCAGUUGAUCCAACAAUCACAGCCAAUCAGAUACAACAAGUUGUCGACAAUAUUUACAAUUAUACUGCUCAACCUCUUUACUCACCUAGCAAGGACUCAUCAAAUAAUAACGGGUAUAUCCCAUCAUAUGUUGAUUACAACCGUGAAUAUCUUCCACCUCCGCCAUUAACCCAAGAAGAGUCUCAACAGCAAGAGGCUCAACAUCAUCAUUUACUUCAUCAACAGCAGCAACAACAACAGCCAAGCCCAGGAAGCUUAAUGUCAGUUUCCCAACAACAGCAACCUCAAUAUCAAAAUCAUCAUCAAAUUCAGCAACAGCAACAAUUGGCUGCCGCUGCUGCCGCUGUAGCUGCUCAAGGACAAUUGUAUAGCUCAGGAGCCUUAUUGAAUAACCGUGACUCUUACAUUGAUCCUAAUUAUGGUUCCCUUACAUUAGAUUCACGUUAUCGUUCCUCAUCCUACCUAACCUCACCAAACUCAUAUCUACGAACCACAUCAAACACUCCAGGUUCAAACAAUUUAGCAACUUUAACCCCCAAAAGUAGCCAGCCAUCUCCUAGUGCCCUUAGCUCCAUAUAUGGUACAAGCCAGCGUUAUAUAACUAGCCCAUCGUCCAAUCAGGUUAAACAAGGUACACUUGCUACUCACGUUUAACCCAAAGAUUAACUAAACAUAAGCAAACUUUAAUUUAACAAAGAAAUGAAAAGCAGCUUUGCGAUAAAAAGAUAUCAUUCUCAUCCAUAUCAUGCCAAUCUUGCUGUUUCUACUGAUGCUUCCCUCUCAAUAAAGCAUGAAGAAGAAGCUUCACUCAAGUUGUUCAUCAUCACACAUUAAAAAUCCUCACAUCAUUUCAAUUAUCAUCAUUGUUAUUGUCAUUUUCAUCAACAACAAAACUUCUGCUCAUAUUGUUCAUCACUCGCCUGUUAUCAAGUGAUACAUCUUUAUCCCUCUCCAACUCCCACAAUUUAAUCUGGCUCGUCUCAAAACAAAAAGUGUUAUUUAAAUGGAAAAAAGCGCAAAACAAUUGAUAAAUGAAAGCUACAAAUGAAUCCAAUCUAUUAAAUAUUAUCGAUAGAGAGAAAAGAGAAAAAUUUUUAAAUAUAAAUAUAACUGACAAGUGCUUAUGGAGACUUUUUCUCACACUCUUCAUCACUUUUUACAUCUUUCUACUUAUCUGUUAUUUCCUCGCCUCUUUAUCCUUUCAAUCCCAAUUUUUUGUCAUAAAAAUGAUCACUUUCACCCUUUCAGAUUUUCAUCUCUGUUUCUCUUCGUUAACUUGUUUCCCUCUCUCUCCUGUGUUAAACCAUCAAUAUUAUCAUCACUAUCAUUAGAUGGACCUUUCGUGAGAUUGAAAAGGUUUCCAAAAGCAACUGAACCUUUUCAAUUUCACCCAAUAAAAGUUAACUAUCUUUUAAUUUUUCCCUGUAAAUAUUUCUCGUGAUUAAGUUGAUUCCUUGAGUUUCAAUUAUCUUCAUCCUUCAACCUUUUCAUGUCCUCUUCAAAAUUCAUCUUCUGUUUUACCGGUCAAUCCAAGGCCAUUUGUAAAUCUUUUUUUUCUCUCAAAAUAAAGAGAAAUUUGUUCUUUUAAAA
Tetranychus urticae (two-spotted spider mite) is the source of this 6864-nucleotide messenger RNA. RefSeq names its product irregular chiasm C-roughest protein. NCBI's taxonomy places the organism in Eukaryota, Metazoa, Arthropoda, Arachnida, Trombidiformes, Tetranychidae. Gene Ontology annotation, biological process: cell-cell adhesion. Gene Ontology annotation, cellular component: cell-cell junction; plasma membrane. Gene Ontology annotation, molecular function: cell adhesion molecule binding. The record is from RefSeq and is a predicted model, not a curated record.